GUUUUUAGAUGGAGAGAUGUUCAAAGUUUCGCACCCAACAUUGCAGUCAGCAUCACAUCAUCCGCGCUUGCAGAUAUCAUUCAACCAUUGAUAACACGGCGCUAAGAACUGUGGGGCCUGGUUUUCUAGAAAAUUCAAGCGCUAGAUUAGCUCCCCCCUUCACUUGGCCGUCGUCAAAAGCAUCAGAAUCUUGACAUCAAACUCGUGUAUGGAAACAACUACAUAACACCCGAUUGUAUUGCCCACAACCUACUUUGUGUGUCCUCGUGGAACAUCUUAUGGAACGUACGGAACGCGUUGACCAGCCUUGGACAGAAUGAAAGGACGCCAGCUCCAAGGCCUAAGAAUAAAUGGGCUAUGCCUUAUGCAAAUGUCAAGCAGCUCAAAAUAGCGAUGCGGUCUAGCCAGGCAUCCCGGAAUUUUCCAUCGCCUUUUUUCCAACGUAACGCAGCACAAUCAUCGCAUUGUAUUCUGACAAGUCUUUCAUACCAAAUGCUAUGUGCAGUACAUGGAAAGGACAGUUAUUCGGUGGACCGCCGCGGUUAUAUU
Serpula lacrymans var. lacrymans S7.9 is the source of this 549-nucleotide messenger RNA. RefSeq lists its product as uncharacterized. Lineage: Eukaryota; Fungi; Basidiomycota; Agaricomycetes; Boletales; Serpulaceae. The annotation marks the transcript as partial. The record is from RefSeq and is a predicted model, not a curated record. The transcript has 2 exons.